AUGCAGCUCAUCAGAGCAGUUACCGUAGAAAUAUUUCUUAAAAAAGACAGAGGGAGGCGACCAGUAAAUUUCUUUCUUUCUUUCUUUCUUUCUUUCUUUCUUUCUAUCUAUCUACUUAUCUAUCUAUCUAAAUACCUAUCUAUCUACUUAUCUAUCUAUCUACAUACCUACUUAUCUAUCUAUCUAUCUAUCUACUUAUCUAUCUAUCUAUCUACAUACCUACUUAUCUAUCUAUCUACUUAUCUAUCUACCUACCUACCUACUUAUCUAUCUAUCGAUCUACCUACCUACUUAUCUAUCUAUCUACUUAUCUAUCUAUCUAUCUACCUACUUAUCUAUCUAUCUAUCUAUCUAUCUACCUAUUUAUCUAUCUCUCUACUUAUCUAUCUAUCUACCUACCUACUUAUCUAUCUAUCUAUCUACCUACCUACUUAUCUAUCUAUCUACCUACCUACUUAUCUAUCUAUCUAUCUGAGUACAUUUCUAUCCAUCUAUUUAUAA
Molecule: messenger RNA, 501 nt
Organism: Acanthosepion pharaonis
Lineage: Eukaryota; Metazoa; Mollusca; Cephalopoda; Sepiida; Sepiidae
Source: the annotation of a GenBank genome assembly